Messenger RNA from Protobothrops mucrosquamatus (brown spotted pit viper), 1863 nucleotides. RefSeq names its product lysophosphatidylcholine acyltransferase 2 (gene LPCAT2). Gene Ontology annotation, molecular function: calcium ion binding; 1-acylglycerophosphocholine O-acyltransferase activity. Gene Ontology annotation, cellular component: endoplasmic reticulum. The record is from RefSeq and is a predicted model, not a curated record. NCBI's taxonomy places the organism in Eukaryota, Metazoa, Chordata, Lepidosauria, Squamata, Viperidae. The transcript is spliced from 13 exons. The coding region runs from base 12 to 1649 and encodes 545 amino acids.
CUCACCACCCGAUGCCGUUUUGCACAGAAGCGGCGGCGGUGGCGACGCUGGAAAGCGCCUUGCCAGCCGGCGACAUGGCCAAGCUGCCUUCGCCCAGCCCGGCGGAGCCCCAGCAGCAACAGCGGCUCUUCCUCCUGCCCAGGCAGCAGUCGUUGGCCUCCCCCUUGGUGCUCAAUCCCUUCGUGCAGGAGACGCGUCUGGACGCCAAGGAAAAAACCUGGGCAUUCUUCUUGGGCCUUAUUCUCCUUCCUCUACGCAUUGUGUUCAUCCUGCUCCUGGUGGUCCUGGCAUGGCCUUUUGUACUUCUGGCGACAUCCCGUGCCACGGAAAAAGGCUCGGUGCCACUUCGAGGAUGGAAAAGGAGGCUAUCCAACAUCGGCCUUAUCAUCUUUGGCCAAGCCUUGUUCUUUGCGAUGGGCUUCCACGUCAAAGUCAAAGGGAAAGUCGCUAGUCCUCAACAAGCACCAAUCUUGGCAGUAGCUCCGCACUCGAGCUUUUUCGACAGCAUCGUUUGUGCCGUGGCAGGCCUGCCCUCGGUGGUCUCCAAGGAAGAGAAUGUCUGGGUGCCCAUUUUUGGCCGGUUCCUUGACGCCCUCCAGCCGGUGCUGGUCUCACGGAAUGACCCAGAUUCUCGGAAGCAUACUAUCCACGAAAUAACGAAACGGGCAACCUCAGAAGAACAAUGGCCUCAGGUAAUGAUUUUCCCAGAAGGGACAUGCACAAACCGAUCGUGUUUGAUCACUUUUAAACAAGGAGCGUUUAUUCCUGGGGUUCCUGUUCAGCCUGUGCUUAUUCGCUACCCCAACAAACUGGAUACUGUGACAUGGACCUGGCAAGGAUACAGCUUCAAGCAGGCCUUAGUGCUGACUUUGUGCCAGGUCUUUACGAAGGUUGAAGUGGAGUUUCUUCCUGUUCAUGUCCCAUCUGAGGCAGAAAAGAAAAACCCCGUCCUUUUCGCUAACAAAGUCCGUAACAAGAUGGCAAGGUCAGUAUUUGUGGGGGGAUAUUUCUUUAUUUGCAGUGGAGAUGUUCUCAAAUGGGACAGCAUCCGCGAGCAGCUGGAUCAAUUUGCAGGGAUCGCCAGCACGUCCAAAGGCGGUCGGAUCGGGAUCGAAGAGUUUGCUAACUAUUUGAAGCUGCCGGUCUCCGAUGUCUUGCAAGAGCUGUUUACUCUCUUUGACAGAAACGGCGAUGGGACCAUAGACUUCCGAGAAUACGUGAUCGGUUUAUCAGUCCUGUGUAAUCCUGCCAACACGGAGCAGACAAUCCAGAUGGCAUUUCAGCUUUUCGACAUUGAUGAAGAUGGCACCAUAACAGAAGAUGAAUUCGCCCUAAUUAUCCGUUCGUCACUUGGGCUUCCCGACCUCGAUGUUUCGAACCUCUUCAAGGAGAUUGAUGCUGAUCACUCUAACAAGCUCUCCUAUGAAGAGUUCAAGGAUUUUGCUGAGAAGCAUCCUGAAUAUGCCAAGCUGUUUACAACAUAUCUUGAGCUGCAACGCUGCCAGCUGUUGACAGAAGCGGAAUUUACUUCUGGGGAAGUCACCCCUCUCACCCUUUCUUCUGAAACAACUCCGGUGCCAAGGAACAAAGUCUGCCCCCUACCGACUGAAGACGAGCAUUCAAAUAUUUCAGAUAAAAAAGAAGACUGAACUUCAAAAGCCUAAUAUAUACAUUUAUUUAAGCCGCAGAAGGAUCCCUUUUUAUUAAAUCCAAAUCUUGGUGAGAAUACACACACACACACACACACACAUAUAUAUAUAUAUAUUUAAGCCAGACCGAGUAAAGCAAAAUUUUGCUUUCGGAAUGUAUGCAUUCAUACACUGUAUGUCGAGAAGUAUUUUUCAAUAAAUAAAUUUGGGGAAA